UCACGGGGGACGUGCCUCGCACCGAGCUGCAGGCGUUCGUGGGAAACCUGCCUCGCUCGUACACCGAGGAGGUGCUGCUCGAGGAGCUCUGGGACGGCGGCUUUCGCCGCGGGGCCGACUUCGACGCGCUGCGGAUGGUCGAGGACGGCGCCCGCCUUGGGUGCGUCAUCGCUUUCCGGACGGCCUUCGCGAGGAACGCCUUCGUGGCCGCCUUCCACGGCAGGAAGCUGCGCGGAGCCUCCGGCCGGGCCGAGGACGUGGUGACCGUGACCGCAGCGCCAGCCGCAGGUCCGGCGAGGCCGCCGGGGCCGCCGAGCAGGCAGUGGAGCACGGUGCCCUUGGCAAUGCAGCUGAAGGCCGUGCGCGCGCUGCCCUGUGCGCUGGCGUCGGCGGUGCCGCCGGGCACGCAGGGGCACGCCGCGCCUGCGGCGUCGCCGGGCAAGGCCUUCUGGCACGCGGGCCAGGACACGAUGUUCUGCCCCUCGUGCGGGGACAGGCAGGCCAUGUCGUCGAAGUUCUGCGGCGCUUGCGGGACUCGUCUGCCCCAGAUGCUGCUGCUGCUCGGCUCGUGAGGGGGAGGUCCCCUCGCGGGGAGUGGCGCAGCAGACAGCCGCCGGGGGGAGGGGUGAGGGGAUCCUCCUCGUCCUCGACUCCUGGGCGGCACGCAGGCCGCACGAAAAAGAAAGCACAG
This is a messenger RNA of Prorocentrum cordatum, 691 nucleotides long. The record is from the annotation of a GenBank genome assembly. NCBI's taxonomy places the organism in Eukaryota, Dinophyceae, Prorocentrales, Prorocentraceae.